Messenger RNA from Closterium sp. NIES-65, 1316 nucleotides. The record is from the annotation of a GenBank genome assembly. Lineage: Eukaryota; Viridiplantae; Streptophyta; Zygnematophyceae; Desmidiales; Closteriaceae.
UGUCGACGUUAACGGGUCUGCAUUUCGCCGUCACCGCGAUCGUCGGCCUCCUCGCGUCCGCUCUAACCGGAAGCAGCAGCUGCGUCAGCAGCAGAAGCAGCAGGAGCAGCAGCAACGUAACUGGCAGCGGCGACGGCGGUGGCGACGGUAGCGGAGGAGGAAGAGAAGAAGGAAAGGCAGCAGCGGCGGUGCUGCCUCUGUGGGUACUCUUAGGGUUCGCGCUGCUGGGGAACGCGAGUCUGGUGGCGACGAAUUUCAGCCUGCUGCUCAACUCGGUGGGGUUCUAUCAGAUCUCCAAGGUCGCCGUCAUCCCGCUCGUCUGCCUCUUCGAGUCGCUCGCCUGGCGCCGCGAAAUCGCUCGCAGCGUGUGGGCGGCGAUGGCGGUGGUGAUGGUGGGCGUGGGGCUGUGCACCAACGCCGACAUCACUCUCAACGUCGCCGGCUUCUGCGUCGCCACCCUCGCCGUCGUCUGCUCCGCGCUGCACAUGAUGCUUAUUGGCUGGUUGCAGGACCACUACGCCACGUCAUCGUUCGAUCUGCUGAGUCAGACGGCUCCCCUGCAGGCGUUCCUGCUGCUGCUGAUCGGCCCGCCCCUCGACUUCUACCUCACCUCGCGCUCGCUCCUCUCCUUCCACUUCUCCCCCGGCGCCCUCCUCUUCCUGCUGCUAUCGGGGCUGCUGGCCGUGGCGUGCAACCUGAGCGUGUAUCUGUGCAUCGGCCGCUUCUCCGCCACCACCUACCAGGUGCUCGGCCACGUCAAGACCGUCCUCGUUAUAGGCAUCGGAGUCGUCUUCUUCCACUCUCCGCUGUCGCGGCACAGCAUGCUGGGCAUGUCGCUGGCCGUGCUGGGCAUGGCCAUGUACGGCCGCGCCACGCAAUGUGCACGCAGUAGCACCAACAGCGGCAAAACGGGUGAUUCUUGCACUGGUAAUAGCAGCGGCGGUGGUGGGGGCGGUGGAUGGAAGGUUGGCAGUGGGAGCAGCUUCGUCAGCAGCAGCCGAGAGAGUAUGAGCAGCGGUGGUAGUAAGGAGAUGGGGACAGGGAGGGCAGGGUGCAUACCAGGCGGAGUGGCGUGCUGUGACGAUGGCAUAACGGUGGUGAAGCAUGCAUGGGGCAGGGUGAUGUAUGCAUGGGCGUGGGACGAAGCAGAGCGCUCCUUUGUCCCUGUGGCUGGCAGGACCGCGGCAAGGGGCAUAGGGUUGGCAGCAGGGGUGGGAGGAGGAGGCGGCGGGUUGAUGGUGAGAGCGUCAGCAGCAGCGCCUCAGCUGCGGGUGCCGCUGCUGGGUGCCAGAGACCUGGAGGCAGGCAGGGGAUGA